Molecule: messenger RNA, 4773 nt
Organism: Oncorhynchus nerka (sockeye salmon)
Lineage: Eukaryota; Metazoa; Chordata; Actinopteri; Salmoniformes; Salmonidae
Product: endothelial cell-selective adhesion molecule-like
Exons: 6
Coding region: 1316-2464 (382 amino acids)
Biological process (GO): homophilic cell-cell adhesion
Cellular component (GO): plasma membrane; adherens junction
Molecular function (GO): cell-cell adhesion mediator activity
Source: RefSeq, a predicted model, not a curated record
AAGGUGGUGCUGCAGGCCUGGUACAGCACCAGCUACAGCAUCGGCAAGAACACCAUCCUCUGGAACUUUGUAGCCAAUAACUCUCAACUGCUCCCAACUACCAGAGCGCCAAGUCUAGGACCAAAAGGCUUCUCAACAGCUUCUAACCCCAAGCCAUAAGACUGCCCCCGGAAAAUUGAUAUCCCCCCUCCAUUUUGUACACUUGCUACUCGCUGUUUUUAUUAUCUAUGCAUAGUCACUUCACCUACAUGUACAAAUUACCUCAACUAGCCUGUACCCCCACACACUGACUCAGUACCGGUGCCCCCUGUAUAUAGCCUCGUUAUUCUUAUUGUGUUACUUUUUAUUGUUACUUUUUAUUUUAGUCUACUUGGUGAAUAUUUUCGAAACUCUUCUUGAACUGCACUGUUGGUUAAGGGCUUUUAAGUAAGCAUUUCACUGUAAAGUCUACCCUUGUUGUAUUUGGUGCAUGUGACAAAUGUAAGUUGUAUUUGAACUACAACUGAAAAUCUUUCUUGCUUGGCCAUCUGUGGGGGAAUAGUAUCAUGAAGGUGUUGACUGCUGUUAAUCUGGCAAAACUGUUGUGUGUGUGGUGGUUGUGUGUGUGUGUGUGUGGUGUGUGUGUGUGGUGGUUGUGUGUGUGUGUGUGGUGGGUGUGUGUGUGUGUGGUGGUUGUGUGUGUUGUGGAUGCAGCUUUAACCCUUUACAAAACAAAAACAAAUCAAGCUGGUGAAAGCGGGCAGUUGGCCAUAAGGCUCUCAUCUGGCUUGGAUUUUCAAACUUGCAUCCACAGACAGUACUAUCUAGGGAUGUGCAUGGGCUUAUAUUUGCUAAUCACAGAUUUGUUUUACAGUAGUAUACAGAUGGACCAAGUCCCAAAGGGGAAAAACAAAGACAAAAAAAAUCCAGUUUGAGUCUAGUAGUUACCAUUCCACUACAGUAGCACUCACCAACAGUAGAUUGGGAGGUUGCAGUUGUUGGCUUGAACAGAGAAAGCUGCUUUGGCUAAGGCCCAGUCAUGGAGCGGUACUCGGAUUUAACUACAGAAUGUCUGAGCUGUGUGCCUUUAUCUCAACUCUGAAUCAGACUGUUCGUCUUUAGCUCCAAAUGAUAAUUCUGUCUUGCUUGUUUGCAUAAUGAUCUAUAUGACAUUUUAAAGUACUUUACUUCUAUUCAUACUCCAAUGUACUCAAUAUUGCCUUGUCAUGGCUCAAUUAAGAAGAUAACAUUAGCUAAGAGAACCUCUUAGUAAUGGUAGACUACAUGGUGUAAAAUAAAGAAAAAGGAUAUUCUAGGGACUUUUUCAACAAUCUUCAUGGCUAUUGUCCCCUCCAUCCAACCCACACAGAUAAUCUCCUACACCCUAGACUCAAUUAGUUUAGGCAGCCCGCAGUUUGAGGAGCGAGUGGGCUUCACAGCCACCAUGCCCUCUGCCAACCUGUCUCUGUACAUCAACAACACGAAGGAGUCAGACUCGGGACGCUACUUCUGCCAGGUCAUCAUCCCCGGGGCCCAGGGCUUGACCGGGGAACUUAUCCUCGACGUCAUUGUCCCUCCUGCUGUACCAGAGUGCGCUCUGUCGGGGAAGCCAGUUCUGAAAGGCAACGUCACGCUGAGCUGCAAGUCCAAGUCAGGCAAGCCCAUCCCCAUGUACAAGUGGCAGAAGACCAGCCCCACAUCUGAAGUCUUCUUCUCUCCCAUGCUCAAUGAGAAGACAGGCACCCUGAAGCUGAGCAACCUGAGUAGCAACAUGUCGGGGAAGUACGUGUGUUUGGCCAGCAACACGGCCGGCACAAAGAGAUGCUACAUCAACCUGGAGGUCAUCACCUCGACCAACGCAGGGAUGAUUGCUGGGGCCACGGUGGGCUCGGUGCUGGGCUUAAUCUUCAUCAUCCUCUUCCUCGUUGGUCUCCUGAGGAGAAGGAGAGACUCUGAGGAGGACCUGGCCAAUGACAUCAAGGAGGACGCUCAGGCUCCCAAGCGCGUCUCGUGGGUCAAGAGCGGCGGCUCUGGCUCGGACGUUGUCUCCAAAAAUGGCACACUCUCCUCCAUCACUACCGCCAACAGGCCCCACCAGAGGGAGCCCUCUUCCCAGCUAUAUCCCAGCUAUAACCGCCCUCCCUCUGACACCACCUCCAUCAUCACUGCCACAGGCAGCAUCUCUGGCUACCGCCCCGGGCCGCGUGAUGGAGCCUCCACACCCACCCAUGGCCACGCCCUGCCGGGCUACAGCUACAACACUGAUACAACCCUGACCCGCGGACAACUGUCUAAUUCUGCAGCACCCAGUGCCAACGUUAGUCCCAGAACUCAGCACCCACAGAGCUAUACCCAGCCCCAGACAGCACGUCCAGCCCCGCGCCCGCCACCUCUGCCCACUGUCGUGACCGCGUCCAACAUUUCCCGCAUGGGAGGGGUUCCCAUCAUGGUGCCAGCUCAGAACCAGGCCGGCUCACUGGUGUAGUGUCAGUCUGUCAUGGUGCAGUGUCCAUUUACCCUUCAACUGUACUUACUCACAUAGAUUUUCAAAAGGAAAAGAUUCAAAUGCCACAAAGAAAAAGCUAACUCGAGGAUUAAAGCUUGAAUUGGCCAUCGAAGAUGGAGCGUUUGACCUGCUCAAAAUGCAGUGAGAUCAUUGGUAAGACCUUAAGAGAUGGACUGUGUUGCUACACAGGGCUAAUUUAUUUAAUGAAGUAUACAGAAGUACAUUUUAUUAAAAUGUUUUUUAUUCUCCAUAUGUAUACAAAAUAUGUACAGAUCUGGAUUUCAUACAUUUGGGAAGUAUUUCGUAUUUUUCCUAUUGCACAUUCAAUCAGUGUAUUUUUUUUACAAAGUUUUCCAAUGCAACUAUUUAAGUCAUCGGUCUUUCUCUGACAAGAUUGUAUUCACUCUAUCACGUCCUAUCAAGGCCAUUGUAUGAUGUCACUUUCAAAACGGGGACUUGACAAGAUGUCAUGGUACACUGGUGCUAGAUCCCCUGAUUUUACUUUGUGCAUUCCUGCAGAUGGAUAUGACAAUUUAGAUUAUGAAGGACCAAAUUAGUUUGAAGAACAGCAUAUUAUUCAUUUUAUUUUAUCUAUUUUAACUUCUCAAAUGAGUGUAAAAAAAAUAUGGUGGACUACUGCUGAAUACCUGUGUGGCAUCAUGCAGUUAAGAGAAGAAACUGACUGGGCAUACUAGAUUGAACAUUUGCUACUAGAUUUUCUAAAUGCAAAGUACACUUUUUGCCUUUUCAUGUUCCUUGUUUCAAACUUCACGACAAUUAUCUUUAGACACAGCUCUUAAAACGUAUGUCUUUUACCACAUAGGAAUAGCUUUUCAUAUUAUGUAAAAUACAAUUUGACACAUUUUGUCAAUUACAUGGAAUUUAGCGACUAAGAUUAUGGUUACACCAUCGAGCUGUAAUGAUUUUGGGUCGCUCUCUGCAAGGAAAUUGUAAAUAAGGUUUGCUUUCAAUUGUAUUUGAGGCUGUUCAUUAACACUUGUGACUGACUGGAUACAAAAGCAGAGUUUCUACUUGUCAACAUCCCAAGCCGACAAGUUAAUUGAUGGAUAUAGACCCAAAUGUCAUCAUAUCAAAUGAGUAAGAUGAGGUACUUGUUUGAAAUGGAGGAGGAGGUGUGAUGGUGUGGGGGUGCUUUGCUGGUGACACCGUCUGUGAUUUUAUUUAGAAUUCAAGGCACACUUAACCAGCAUGGCUACCAUAGCAUUCUGCAGCGGUACACCAUCCCAUCUGGUUUGCGCUUAGACCCACUAUCAUUUGUUUUUCAACAGGACAAUGAACCAAAACACACCUCCAGGCUGUGUAAGGGCUAUUUGACAAAGGAGAGUGAUGGAGUGCUGCAUCAGAUAACCUGGCCUCCACAAUCACCCGACCUCCACCUAAUUGAGAUGGUUUAGAUGAGUUUAGACCACAGAGUGAAGGAAAUGCAGCCAACAAGUGCUCAGCAUAUGUGGGAACUCCUUCAAGACUGCUGGAAAAGCAUUCCUCAUGAAGCUGGUUGAGAAAAUGCCAAGAGCGUGCAAAGUGGUCAAGGCAAAGGGUGGCUAUUUUGAAGAAUCGAAAAUACAAGAUGUUUAACACUUUUUUUGGUUAAAGGAUUCCAUAUGUUAUUUCAUAGUGUUGAUAUCUUCACUAUUAUUCUACAAUGUAGAAAAUAGUAAAAAUAAAGAAAAACCUUUGAAUGAGUAGGUGUCCAAACUGUUGACUGAUACUGUAUAUUUCCGGAUGUUGUGUAUCCCUGGGGUAAGUUAAGCUGCGGGACAGGGUACAUUAAUCCGCAUACAAAGUUGUGUACUUAAUGAAAUAUUACCACAACCUUUUUAAAACCAUGUCUAUCUUUAUUACCCAAACUAAAUUCAGCACAAUCACAAUAGCGUUGUUUUAUUUUAAUCUUUUAUCACUGACUUAACACCUAACAAACUUUGUACUGUCACCUCAUAUCCCAGUGAUAAUGUAUUAAUCAUCAACGGCAAAUUAUUUUGUAUUAAAGGGAAAAUAUGACUACUGGCCUCUUUUAUAUUGUAAUGUAUAUACAUUGUAACACAGGAAUAGAAUUCAAAAAGAGAAAUGAAUUAUAUAAACGUUGAAUGUUACAGAAUAUUUUUUAAAUACUAGCUUCGUUUGAACUGAUAAUGGAACAGACACUGAUGGCCAAGAUGGUGCAUAUAUGCUCAACCAUAGACCACUAUGUGCAUGAGUUUCUUAUACUUAUGUAUAUGGAAAAUAAUUGUAUCAAUAGAUUGUGUGUAAUAAAGCAUUUGUAUAAUUGA